Messenger RNA from Heterobilharzia americana, 2045 nucleotides. NCBI's taxonomy places the organism in Eukaryota, Metazoa, Platyhelminthes, Trematoda, Strigeidida, Schistosomatidae. The record is from the annotation of a GenBank genome assembly.
CUUGUCGUAAAAUGAGAUGAAAUUUUCAAUGUAACCAUUUUGAUGCAAACUCAUUCUGCUUUAAACCUGUCUUUCACUGUAUUGAAUGUCAUAUCUUUAAGUCGGUACGCCGUGGGUGUCACUUUGAUUUCUGCCUUUUCAAGUCAGACUGCGUUGGAAGGAUGAAAGUUACUUUCAAAACGUUGAAACAACAAACAUUUGUUUUAGAUUUAGAGGAAGGCGACUUAGUUGGUGAUGUUAAAAAAAAGAUAGAGGCUGUGAGAGGUAGUGAGUUUGAUGCAAGUACACAGAAGCUAAUACACUCAGGCAAGGUAAUGGAAGAUAGCAAAUCUCUCAAAGACUACAAAGUGACGGAUUCUGGCUUUGUCGUGGUGAUGUCCAUCUCAAAACCUGUCAAAGAUACAACCAAAGAACCAAGUGUUACAGUACCAGCUAACUCUGUUGCAGAAGCAACACCGGCAGCAGAUAGUAAAAUUGCAGUAGCAGAUGUGAAAGAGACAUCAGGCAGUAAAUCGAGUUCCAUUCCUCACACCAGUCCACCUGUAGUUGCAACCACUCCACCAAGCACUACAAAUACCUUGGGUAUUGGUGAAAGUUCACUAGUCACUGGGGAGAACUUCGAGCGGGUUGUGCAGGAGUUGGUGUCUAUGGGUUACGAAAGGUCAUUGGUUGUUCGAGCAAUGAGAGCAGGUUUCAACAAUCCGGACAGAGCAUUUGAAUACCUUUCGUCGGGAAAUAUUCCAAAUGUGGAUAUAGUUGAACAACCAUCAGAUCAAAGAAGAGGGAAUGAAAGUGUGCCUUCUGAAGCACCUGGUGAUGCUGACGCACCAAGCUCGGAAUCACCUAGUUCUGACGAUCCAAUUGCAGCUCUUGCAAGCUUACCACAGUUUCAACAGAUGAGAGCUCUAGUACAAGCAAAUCCAGACCUGUUACCACAGCUCAUCCAACAGAUUGGGAAUGACAACGCAGACUUAUUCAGACUCAUUCAAGAAAAUGAGCAGGCAUUUUUGGAAUUUCUGAAUACUCCUGUUACUGGUACCACUCGUCCUGCUGGUCAACGUCAAACUGUCCUCACCAUGACAGCUGAAGAGCGUGCUGCCGUAGAUCGUUUAAAGGCUCUGGGGUUUCCAGAAGAGUUGGUUAUUCAGGCAUAUUACGCAUGUGAGAAAAACGAGGACGCCGCUGCGAAUUUCCUGUUAAGCGAAAGUUUGGAUGAUGAAAUGGUAUGAAUUGGUUCCACAUACUUUAUAACUAUUUUAUACGUUUGUGAUAAUCCUUGUUGGAGUGUCACGUACACAUUUGUAACAAAUCCGCAUCCAUUUCCCCUUCCACUACAGCCUUGAACUAAUUGCGUUAUGUCCAUUCAUCAGUUUCCAUGUUUAUUCUUGCUUAUUCAUUUUUCAAAGGCAAUGGUUGCAAAAAAUAUCGGUGCUAUGUUAUGGAACAGUGACAGUGUUGCCAAUGUUUGUGUACACACAUACACCUAUCAACUACUUUUUGAUUUGAAGGAUUUCUCAUUGUUUUCGAAUCAGUCAGUUUUCUGUUUGUCUACGGAGCAUACAAAUAUUUCAUUUGCACCGCUGUAAACUGUUUUCUGUUCGACUCCAUUCAUGUGAUUGGCUUCUAGCCUUUUUACGUUAUCUAUGUGAAAUUGUAUUUUGCACAUAGAACCAAAUGCAUGAGGUUCUCUGUUUGAACAAAUACGGUUAGUUUUGUGGGUGAAAAAAAAACUAGUUUUACAACUUUAAGGUUUUCAAGAAUAUGGACAUCAUUAGAGAUAAAUAUUUUUCGUAUUCUUAACCUACUCUCCAGUUAUGUUUACGUUUGAUUGUUAUUUCAACACCAGCAAAACUAAGCUUUUUCGGUACUGUAUCUGAUCCAGCGUCCUCUUUUCUUAGUCACCGAAAGUUAGCUACAAAAAUAUGUUUUGAACGUUAUUAGGUAGCCAAUAUUGUUUCACUGUGGGAAACAUCUAACGAAUGAAGUAAUGUAGAAAGUCGACUUUGAAACAGAACUCGAAUGUAAUAUUUAUUGCUUUAUCCCAG